This is a messenger RNA of Rotaria socialis, 846 nucleotides long. The record is from the annotation of a GenBank genome assembly. NCBI's taxonomy places the organism in Eukaryota, Metazoa, Rotifera, Eurotatoria, Philodinida, Philodinidae.
AUGGACGAACAAAACAUGCAGAUUUUCGUCCAAGAACAAAUAAUGAAACUUACUACAUUUGGUGGUGCUCGUGAUGAAGAUGUUCUACACUGGUUACAAGAUACUGAAUGUAUAUUUGAUAGCGUGCAAUCGUAUUUAGUUGGUGUUGCUGCAAAAUGGUUUCGUUUUAACAAGAUGAAUAUUCCUGAUUGGUCUUCAUUUAAGGCUGCUAUUGCUCAAGCUUAUCAACCAUCAUUUAAUCGAACAUUAUCAGUAAUUGAACAACGACCAAUAACCGUACAACAUGUUAAUUCCUCAUCUGUAUCACCCAAAACAACCCCAGAUUCGUCCCCUAUAUCUCAAGAUAAUUUUUCAGCACUUAUUGAUCUAAGUGGAUCAAAUUCAAAUGUACCUUCUCCACCAUCUUCGAAAAUUGAAAAAUCUUCAACACCUGAACGAAUAACAAAUGAUGAUCAACAAUUAACUAUUGUCGUUUUGCCUGAACCCUCAUCACUUCAUCAAUUCGUACGUGAAAAUCUAACUGAAGAUUCAACCGUUGAUUAUAUACCAAAUACUUCGUCCCCGAUAAUUACAAUUACUCAAUCAACAUGUUCAUCUACAGUAGCCAUUGAUAAUCCUAUUACAUGCGAAGAUGAAUUACAAGAAAUACCAAAUGAUCAAGUUAAUUUAUAUUCGUCGAAUGAUCUUGGUGUAGUUCAUCGUGUACUUAGUCCUGUUAUGCAAUUAGUUAAAGUUGAUGUUCAUGGAAAGUAUAAUGAUACUAAUGUUGAUUUAUAUGUUACUCAUACUUUGAUUGAUCCAAAGAUAUUAGGAAUUGUUAUAACUCAUGUUCGUGAUCGUUUAUAG